AUGUCCUCGCCGCCGGGGCUUCCCCCGUACAUUGUCAUCUUCGGUCCCAAUGCUAACUGCACGCUGGAGAUUUGUCCGAUUCAGUAUUCCCUUUACGGGUAUCGGCCCAGCCUGGCCGCCAAUGGUAGCUUUAUUGGCCUAUUUGGUUUGGCUGGGUUGGUGCACAUCUGGCUGGGGAUCCAAUUAAAGACAUGGUUCUUCAUGGGUGCCAUGUCUAUCGGCUGUGUGAGUGCGCUCCUCGGAUAUGUCGGUCGAGUGAUGAUGUAUUAUAACCCGUUCAACUUUAAUGCUUUUAUGCUCCAAAUCAUCCUCGUCACAACCACUCCGAUCUAUUUCUGUGCCGCGAUAUACGUGACCCUCGCUUUAACCAUUAAUGAAUUUUCCCCAAGUCUGGCGCGCUUCCCACCAAAAUAUAUCUACUGGGUCUUCAUCAACUGUGACGUGGUCUCUCUCGUUCUACAAGCCGCCGGGGGUGGCUUAUCCACCUCGACCAGCGGGAAGAGCCAAAUUGGCGUAGACCUUGCCCUGGCCGGUCUUGCCUUCCAGGUAUUCACUAUCUGCAUCUUCUGUGCCUUGCUGGGCGACUACUUGAAUCGGUAUUACCGAUCGGGUCUCCUGGUAGCCAACCCUCUGCACAACCGGUUCUUGAUCUUCUUCGCCUUUCUCGUUAUUACCAUCCUGAUGAUCACCAUUCGAUGUGUCUACCGCUUGGCCGAGUUACAUGCCGGGUAUAGCGGGGGCUUGAUUCGAGAUGAGAUGCUGUUCAUCUGGUUUGAGGGAUUCUUGAUCCUUGCAUCGGUUUACUCGAUGAUGCUGGGCCAUCCGGGUCUGGUGUUCCAGAGACGGAAGAAGGAAGAGGCUGAGCCGCCGCGUCCUCAGGGUUCUGAGUUGUGAUGUUUACGAUGACGUUUUUGAUUUUCAUAGCGGGAGAUUAUGUUCAUGAUAGAUAAAUAGAAUGCCAAG
Messenger RNA from Aspergillus ruber CBS 135680, 963 nucleotides. Its product is annotated as RTA1 domain-containing protein. The record is from RefSeq and is a predicted model, not a curated record. The transcript is spliced from 3 exons. The coding region runs from base 1 to 894 and encodes 297 amino acids. Gene Ontology annotation, cellular component: fungal-type vacuole; plasma membrane. NCBI's taxonomy places the organism in Eukaryota, Fungi, Ascomycota, Eurotiomycetes, Eurotiales, Aspergillaceae.